Molecule: messenger RNA, 811 nt
Organism: Chaetura pelagica (chimney swift)
Lineage: Eukaryota; Metazoa; Chordata; Aves; Apodiformes; Apodidae
Gene: RPL19
Product: ribosomal protein L19
Exons: 6
Biological process (GO): translation
Cellular component (GO): ribosome; cytosolic large ribosomal subunit
Molecular function (GO): structural constituent of ribosome; RNA binding
Source: RefSeq, a predicted model, not a curated record
GUCAGCAGAUCAGGAAGUUAAUUAAGGAUGGGCUGAUCAUCCGCAAACCGGUGACCGUUCACUCCCGGGCCCGGUGCAGGAAGAACACCCUGGCCCGCAGGAAGGGCAGGCACAUGGGCAUUGGUAAGAGGAAGGGCACAGCCAACGCUCGCAUGCCCGAGAAGGUGACCUGGAUGAGGAGGAUGAGGAUCCUGAGGCGCCUGCUCCGCAGAUACCGGGAGUCCAAGAAGAUCGACCGCCACAUGUGGAGUUUUCUUCCCACAGGUCAGCAGAUCAGGAAGUUAAUUAAGGAUGGGCUGAUCAUCCGCAAACCGGUGACCGUUCACUCCCGGGCCCGGUGCAGGAAGAACACCCUGGCCCGCAGGAAGGGCAGGCACAUGGGCAUUGGUAAGAGGAAGGGCACAGCCAACGCUCGCAUGCCCGAGAAGGUGACCUGGAUGAGGAGGAUGAGGAUCCUGAGGCGCCUGCUCCGCAGAUACCGGGAGUCCAAGAAGAUCGACCGCCACAUGUACCACAGCCUGUACCUGAAGGUGAAGGGCAACGUGUUCAAGAACAAGCGGAUCCUGAUGGAGCACAUCCACAAGCUCAAGGCAGACAAAGCUCGCAAGAAGCUCCUGGCGGACCAGGCUGAAGCUCGCAGGUCCAAGACCAAGGAGGCGCGGAAGCGCCGCGAGGAACGUCUGCAGGCCAAGAAGGAGGAGAUCAUCAAGACCCUCUCCAAGGAGGAGGAGACCAAGAAGUAGAGGCUGCCAGGCUUGUGUACAUAUUGUUUCCAUCAAGGAGUGUUCAAUAAAAGCUCCAGGACUCCUCC